AUGCAUGUGCAACAGUACGAUGUAACCCAUUCCUUUUUUCAGAGGCGAGCAUGUGUGUGCAAUGACAGAGUGAGGGAGAUUACGUGGGGUAUGCAGAAUCUCAUGCCACUUUUAAUCCCUCAAGAACAAUCUGUGUUCACAAAGGCGGACCGGCUCCCCAUAUGCAAAGGAUUGGAUAUGCUCUUACCUCGACACGGCAUAAAUAAUGUCAAGCAAGAGUGGAUUAAUGAAGAUAUUCUUCAGCUGGCUCUCAAGGUGUAUCAUGUUGAUUUACGUGAAAAUGAACAUUCAAAGUUCUUGCGCAGAAGUCUUGGUCUUGAAAAGCAUCUGAAGGCCAUUUCUGGAUUUGAUGCAAAGGAUUGGGAUUUAGUCAAACUUGCAACAGCGUUGAAGACAAUGGUCGAUCCUGAUGAUACACGUCUUCCAAUUGCCAAAGCUUUCGAGGUGAAUCUUACUUUCUUCUCUGCAAAAUUUUAG
This is a messenger RNA of Triticum turgidum subsp. durum (durum wheat), 477 nucleotides long. The record is from the annotation of a GenBank genome assembly. Lineage: Eukaryota; Viridiplantae; Streptophyta; Magnoliopsida; Poales; Poaceae.